UUUUAUAUACUAAAAUCAAAUUUCAAAAGUUGAGUAGGGAAUUUAGAAAUUACAAUGGAGAAAGAACUCAUAAAGAAACCAUUUCAAAAACAAUCGUAUAUUAUCCACUCCAUCUCUUUCCUCUCCUAAUUGGCGUUUCUUUCGCCGGUAGAUCAACUUCGCCGCCGUCAAAGCACCGUCACCGGCGACGAAACUGCCAUUACUGCGUCCAAAUCACCGACUUUAUAAUCCUCUCUUUCCUUGAUUUCUUUGAAGAAUCUUCUAGAAAGAAAUGAAAUCUCCUGCGCCUCUUCCACCACGACAUCAUCAUCAGCAACAACAAGAAUCAAACCAUUUUCUCGAAAUCAACUUAAUUUCAGUUCAAAACCUAAAACCACCUUCCGGUAACAUACGCCGUCUACAAACCUACGCCAUUGUUUACCUUGAUCCUUCUUCCAUUAAGCUUCGAACUCGAAUCGACAAACUCAAUGCUGAAAACCCUAAUUGGAAUGACAAAUUUAUUUUCAAAGUUUCGGACGAAUUUCUUUCUUCGGAGAAUUCGUCUUUUAUGGUUGAAAUUUUUUCAGUCGGUGUUUUGAAAGAUAAUCUUCUUGGUUGUGUACGUUGUCUUCUCGGAAACUUCCCAUUUCCUCUUCAAACCGGUGUUCAUUACUGUGUUGCGCUUCAAAUUCGACGACCUUCUGGAAGAUUCCAUGGAGUUUUGAAUGUUGGAGUUAUGGCGAUUGAUGGAUUGUCUGAAGUAGGCUCUACACUUUCUGGAAUCUCAGCGAUUGGUUACCGUGAGUUUUUGGGAGAUUCCGUCAAGAAAAAUCGUCAUCGGAAGAAUCAUCAUCGGCGUGGAUUAUCUGAUUUGAGUUCAGAGAGCGAGUCAUGCGGUGGUGACUCAGUGGAUAAUUCUGAUGGUACUGAGUCAACAGCGUCGAACUCGUCCGAGUCGAGUGGUGUUCUGAAAGAGUUGAAUGGGAGAGAAAUGGCGGGAAAAGGGGGAGUUAUUCUCUGUGGUUUAGGGUUUCAGAAGAAGUUACACAUCAGUACUUCUGAUGCGUUGGAUUUAGAGAAUGGUAGAUAACGGCUGAGAUUUAAUCAAUGGAAGUGGUAUUAAUUUCCAAUCAUGUUGUGAUUAACUGAAUUAAUCACUGAUUAAGUGGGGUAUAAUUUUCAUUUUUGCUAAUACUUGUGUGAUUAGAACUUUGGUAUACUAUAAAAUGUCACAAGUAAUAAUGUUUGGUUUCUAAACAUUUUUUUAACACUAGAUUAGUAGAUUGUGUUGUAUUCUACAAUCUCCAAUUUUGUGGCUUAAUGUUAGUUGUUGAUCAUCA
Amaranthus tricolor (Joseph's coat) is the source of this 1319-nucleotide messenger RNA. RefSeq lists its product as uncharacterized. Gene Ontology annotation, biological process: defense response. The record is from RefSeq and is a predicted model, not a curated record. The coding region runs from base 272 to 1069 and encodes 265 amino acids. The transcript has a single exon. Lineage: Eukaryota; Viridiplantae; Streptophyta; Magnoliopsida; Caryophyllales; Amaranthaceae.